This is a messenger RNA of Plasmodium yoelii, 354 nucleotides long. RefSeq names its product conserved Plasmodium protein, unknown function. Lineage: Eukaryota; Apicomplexa; Aconoidasida; Haemosporida; Plasmodiidae. The record is from RefSeq and is a predicted model, not a curated record. Bases 1 to 354 code for a protein of 117 amino acids. The transcript is spliced from 6 exons.
AUGAAAUACACAGCUUUUAAAAACUCUUUGAGAUUUGCAAGCAAGUUUUGCCAAAACAACAAUUACAAAUUAUAUAUGAACAGCGUGCCUCAGUUUUCAACGUAUGCAUAUGGGAAGUACUUAAAAACAAACCCUCUUACGAAUAGACUUGAUGAUUUAUUAAAAAAAAAUUCAAAUUUAAUCAGUAUAAUUAGCUUAAAUGGAUUGGACGAUUUAAUUACCCAAUCUUCAAAAAUAGAGUCUGUUUCUAUUGCGGAUUGGCUACUAAACCUAGUUGAAGAGUAUCAAUUAAUGCUAUCAUGCGUAAAUAUGACCACAAUACGCAGUUGGUUUUCCAUUAGGAGCAUUGGAUAG